AUGCCGGGGGUAGAGUUGUUCCAGGAAGAGCGCAACUUAGCUAGUGUGCUCGCAUUUCUUUCCAGUAUAAGUAAUAAUCCAAAUCAUGUCUCUGCCGUUUCAAUUCUGGAAGAUGUAACAACGGGAUCUUUGAAUCUUUUGAUUGCGAUAAAUAAAGCCAAGUUCGAUGACGGCAAUCAUAUUCUGCAGCAGUUGAAAGAUCGCUUUGAGGAUAUUUUCGCGCAGCUCUCACAAGCGCCAUACUCUAUCGACUCGAACGUCGAAGAUGCGGUAUUUGCUGCAAUUAUCUCGAUGUGCUUUAAGCGAAUUCUUUGCCGUCUACGGUUCACGAAUAGCUAUAUAAAAGCAAGUAGGCAGCCGAUUACUCUGCUGCUUCAAAAGGCUAUGGCGUUGCGUUCUGUUAAGCCUUUUUUCAAUUUUAUGGAGAGAUCAAGAGACGUUAUCAAAUUCGUCGAAUCCUGGAGGAAGCAGGAGACGCCUGAUGAACUUGGUUCUUUAGUCCGAAGCAUCCAGCAUCUAUCGAAAAUAAGUGGCUUUCAAGACGUCAUUGAAUCGAUAUCGAACCAUGAGAUGGAUCCAAGCUCGAAGAAGUCUUUGUUGAAUGGCGUCAGAAAGGUUGCUAGAUACUUUGAAGCCGCCCGGUUUCUUUGUAACCUAUCGAAAAAGCAUCCUUCGAUCCAAAGACUGCGUUUCAUACUCGUCAAGCCACCUUCGAAUGCCUUUGGAGAGACAUCUACAGCGCUAUGUACUUCAACUCUUUCAUCGAUGAUUGCGAGGAUUGCCUCACUUCAUGGUCUGCAGUGGAAUGCCGACCGAAUCUGCCAUAUACUUGGCACCAAUGAGAUAGAAGCUGGCAGCAGGUUUAUCAACCAAACGAACACAAUUUUAUUAGAAGCGAAGAUUCAUGCUGCGAUUCAACUCAUCUUACAUUGCGAAACGAACAAAUUCACUCCCCAGCCUCGAGUGAUCUGUGCGAGUAAAGACGCUUGCUUUCUUUGUAAUGCAUUUAUCCUCACGCACUGA
Trichoderma gamsii is the source of this 1023-nucleotide messenger RNA. RefSeq lists its product as hypothetical. The record is from RefSeq and is a predicted model, not a curated record. NCBI's taxonomy places the organism in Eukaryota, Fungi, Ascomycota, Sordariomycetes, Hypocreales, Hypocreaceae. The transcript has 2 exons. Bases 1 to 1023 code for a protein of 340 amino acids.